This is a messenger RNA of Botrytis deweyae, 1005 nucleotides long. RefSeq lists its product as uncharacterized. NCBI's taxonomy places the organism in Eukaryota, Fungi, Ascomycota, Leotiomycetes, Helotiales, Sclerotiniaceae. Gene Ontology annotation, biological process: glucan catabolic process. The coding region runs from base 1 to 972 and encodes 323 amino acids. The record is from RefSeq and is a predicted model, not a curated record. The transcript is spliced from 8 exons. Gene Ontology annotation, molecular function: hydrolase activity, hydrolyzing O-glycosyl compounds.
AUGAUCUUAACUCGCCUGUUCUUCUCAAUCUGUUGGGUGUUGUUCGUAGGUGUCAGAGCAGAUCCCUACCAUCUGGACUCUACAUAUGAAGGAGCAACCUUCCUUAGUGGAUGGCAAUUUUUCACUGAUCCAGAUCCCACUCAUGGUUACGUUACAUAUGUCGAUGAAGGUGCUGCGAGGGCAAGUCAACUCAUCAAUACAGAUGCUCAUGGACCAGUAUAUAUCGGAGUCGAUCAUACUACUGUUUUAGAUCCUGCUGGUCCAGGACGCAAAAGUGUACGCAUAGUGAGUCAGAAAUCAUGGACACAUGGAUUGUUUAUUGCAGAUAUUUUGCACAUGCCUGGUGGAGCUUGCGGUACAUGGCCAGCUUUUUGGUUGGUUGGCCCAGACUGGCCGAAUAACGGAGAAAUCGAUAUCAUCGAAGGCGUCAACCAACAGAUUGACAACAUAAUGACUCUCCAUACCUCGGCGGAUUGUACCAUGCCAAUCAAAGACAACACACAGCUAGGUACGAUGAAUAGCAAUCAAUGUGAUGGCAAUUUGAACAACUAUGCCGGCUGCGGCUCAACAGCUCAAGGCGGAGCGUCUACCUAUGGCAAAUCUUUCAACUCCAAUGGUGGCGGCAUCUACGCCACGGAAUGGACCUCAGAUUAUAUCAAGAUUUGGUUCUUUCCCCGCAAUGCCAUUCCGGUGGAUAUCAAAGAAGGAAAACCAGAACCCAGCUCCUGGCCAAAACCUCAAGCAAUUUUCCAAGGUUCUUCUUCCUGUGACAUUGAAAAGCAUUUCGCGAAACAGAGUUUAGUAUUUGAUACUACCUUCUGUGGAGAGUUUGCAGGAGGCGUUUGGGGAAAGGAUGGUGGAAUCUGCAGCCAAGGAGGAAAAUUGACUUGCGAACAAUUUGUGGCGGCAAAUCCAGAUUCCUUCAAAGAUGCGUACUGGCUGAUUGAUUCCGUCAAGGUUUAUCAACUAUGAAAGCAUCCAAUGGAUCUACGCAUGCCGGAAAGA